Messenger RNA from Condylostylus longicornis, 1971 nucleotides. RefSeq lists its product as uncharacterized. The record is from RefSeq and is a predicted model, not a curated record. NCBI's taxonomy places the organism in Eukaryota, Metazoa, Arthropoda, Insecta, Diptera, Dolichopodidae. The transcript is spliced from 5 exons. The coding region runs from base 156 to 1772 and encodes 538 amino acids.
UAGGAAGCGUUUUACCACAGUGACGCAAAGGAAUUGCAUCAAAGUCUUAGCAAAUAGAAAGUGGAAAUUAAAUUAUUAUCAGUCAAUUACAGACCUUCCUCUUAUUUAACGUAAAUCAACACAUUAUUUUUUUAAAACAAUUUAAAUUACUCAAAAUGCAUAAGUUGAUGGUACUUACUUGUUUUAUUGCGUUAGCUUCUGCAAAACCAGGACAUCAUUUUGAUCAUCAUAAUGUUAAAGCCAUAUCAGUUCAUUCUGAAAUUCCUGUAAUUAAAACUGCAGUAGUACAAGAACCAGCAACAGUUACUGUCCAAGAAAAAACAUUAGCCAAAAUUGGAGAACAAGUUGAAAGUAUUCCAACAGCUGUAUCACAUCAAAGUCAGACAGUUUUACAUAGUGAACCUUCUAAAAUAACUCCAAUUCUUGCUCCAGCAGUACAAACACGUUAUGAACCAGCUGUAAGAACUUAUGAAAAACAAUAUAUUGAAAAAGUACCAGUCGUUGAAUCAUAUGCAGCACCAGCAUUAGUUAAAUCAGCAUACGAUAAUUCAGUUCCUGCAUAUAAUUCCCAAUUAGAUAUCCAAACAUAUGCUAACUCACCUGUUAUAAAUUCUUAUGGUGCUCCAGGUCUUGUAAAAUCUUAUGCUGAUUCAGCUAUUAUUAAUUCCUAUGCAGCUCCAUCUAUUGUAAAUGCAUAUUCUGCUCCAUCUGUUGUAAAUGCAUAUGCUGCUCCAGCUGUUGUUAAAUCAUAUUCUGCUCCAGCUCUUGUAAAUUCAUAUGCAGCUCCAGCACUUGUGAAAUCAUAUGCAGGUCCAUCAGUUGUAAAUUCAUAUUCUGGAAAAUCAUAUACCGCUCCAGUUAUUGCAAAUACAUAUUCAUCUCCAGCUUUACUUAAAUCUUAUGCUGCACCAGUUGUCGCUGGCACUUAUUCUUCUCCAGCUAUUAUAAAAUCAUAUAAUGAUGUACCAGCUUUUGUGAAUUCAUAUGCUGCUCAAGGUCUUAUCAAAUCAUAUGCUUCACCAUAUAGUUCAUCCUAUGGUUUAUCACAUGGUGCAUCAUAUGGUACUCAAUAUAGAACUCCAAUUUAUGCAAAAUCAUACAAUAACCAAUUAAAUAUUCAGUCAUAUGCACAACCUGAAUUUGUGAAAUCAUAUGCUGCUCCAGCUCUCGUUAAAGCAGUUGAACAACCAAUACUUAUUAAGACUUCGAAUGAUAACUUAGCUCAUUCUCCAGUUUAUCGUUCUGAUGUACAAAACAUAAAUUCAUGGAUGUUUCGGAAAAAGAAAAGCUGUAACAUAAUACAGUUUGAAAACUGUAGGAAUGUAGUCUCCUUUUGCCUUAUUGCCUUAGCAGCCGCUAAACCAAGUGGAUUAGAGCAAAUUCAUGUUGCCCAGGAUAUUCCAGUAUUAAAGACUGCAUUAAUAUCAGAACCAGCUCAUGUUGCAGUGCAUGAACCAGUUUUAGCUAAAGUUGGAGAACAUGUUGAAAGUGUACCAACAGCUGUUUCGCAUCAGAGCUCAACAAUUGUUCAUAGUAAAGCUAAUUUGAUUACACCAUUAGUUGCUCCAGCUGUUAAGACACAUUUAGCACCAGCAGUUAAAACAUAUGCAGCAUCAUAUUUAGAUACACAACCCAUUAUUAAAACAUAUUCGGCUCCUUAUCUUAAAAGUUAUUUAGCACCAUCAGCAUAUACUUAUUCUGCUGGUGCACCAUUACUUUUACCAUCAAUUUACAAUUAUGGAUAUGGUUUACCAGCAUAUCGUUCAUGGUAAAAUAUUAAAAUAAAUUUGUCAAUAUACAUAACAUCGUAUAAGUAAAUACUCAUCCUACCCAUCCCGAACAAAAGACAAGUAGACAACAACAAUUAAUAACAACAAAUAAAAGCAACAACGCAAGAUAGGAUUUUUUCGACUGAUACUUUAAUUCUAUUAUUCAUUUAAAUUUUUUAUGAAAUAUUAGAAUUGAAACAAA